AUGUCUGAAAAACAGGAAUACAAAUUCAAAUGGGACGGGAAAGAAAUAAAACAUCGGUGGGAAGGUUUCGUAAAAUUUGGCAAUGCGUCAGCGGUAGAAAUGACGGGGAAGAAUUUCGAUAAGUGGUUGAAAGAUGGGGGAGUGAUUGAUAACAAAAAUAUCACUACAACAAUGACUGGAAUCGCCUUCUCGAAAAUUACUGGAUCUAAAAAAAAAGCAAAUUUCAACGAGACGAAAGAUGUAUUAGUAGCAGUUGCGGAAGAUCGAGCACGAACAACCAAAAAGGAUCCACAAGAGGAACUGGAUUUCAUCAUUGAAAAACUGUCAAAAUUAGAAGCUCCAUCACUUAAAGGUGUCGCUAAAGCAUCUGCUGAUGGUGUGUACAAUCGCUUAACGGACCAUACCAAAUAUACCGGUUCACAUAAGGAACGUUUCGAUGCUGAGGGCAAAGGACGUGGAAAACUUGGCAGGGAGGAUAUCGUCGAGCAAACCGGUUAUGUAGCAGCUUAUAAGAAUAAGGACACCUAUGAUAAACUCCAUAAAAACAUUCAAUGA
Brugia malayi is the source of this 555-nucleotide messenger RNA. RefSeq lists its product as uncharacterized. Gene Ontology annotation, biological process: microtubule bundle formation; microtubule polymerization; positive regulation of protein polymerization. NCBI's taxonomy places the organism in Eukaryota, Metazoa, Nematoda, Chromadorea, Rhabditida, Onchocercidae. The coding region runs from base 1 to 555 and encodes 184 amino acids. Gene Ontology annotation, cellular component: microtubule. The transcript is spliced from 4 exons. Gene Ontology annotation, molecular function: tubulin binding. The record is from RefSeq and is a predicted model, not a curated record.